GAUGGUAUGUCUGUGCAAAUUCAUCCUUGUUUGCAACUUCCAUCCUCUGUUAUGAUGGGUAACUAAUCAGUAGGAAACUUCCUUCUGAUCAAGAUGUCACAAAUAAUGGAAGCAAACCCUGCAAUAAAAAACGCUGCAAACUGUGCAACCAAAUCAAUCCAUCAAAAAGUGUCAGACACUCAAAAGGGAUCUUCAAUAUUUCCGGAUCAUACAGCUGCACCUCCAGUAAUGUUGUAAAUCCCCCAACCUCAGAAA
Molecule: messenger RNA, 255 nt
Organism: Staurois parvus
Lineage: Eukaryota; Metazoa; Chordata; Amphibia; Anura; Ranidae
Source: the annotation of a GenBank genome assembly